AUGAAACCAUUGAUAGAUGAUAAGAAACGGCUGAAUCAGAGGAUGAGUGCAAGCAUGAGAUCCCCCAAGUCCUUUGCGGAUCGGUUGCCGGAGCGCUUCAAAGACGGGGACGACUCUCAGAUCGACUAUACAGCUCCCCCGAGAGCCAUGGACCCCCGAGAUGGGAACAUCCACUAUAUGCAACAGUCCUUGUUUGGCAUGAUCGCCGCGGUCGGCUCUCGGUCCGAUUUUCGAACCCGCUUCGACGACUCCAGCGAUAGCGAUGGAGAGACAGAGGUACGCCAAAAGUUGGGACAUCUCCCAGACUCGUCAAGUCGACAAGAAUCCUCUGACCGACCUCCGACCAGCGGAAAGUACGACUCGGCCCAGCAAACCGAGCCGGAAGGGCGAGGACGUCAGCACCGGAGGACAAUAUCAGAAGACAAACCCCUUCGCAAAAUUCCCGUCAUAAGGUCGAGUGAGAAGGAUACCAAUCUAUCAGCUAUGACCGGAUCGACUAUACUGAUACCGCCGAGGCGAGCACGUAGCGCCACGCCCCGAGCAGCUCCCGUUCUCACACGCAUGGUGCAAGCACAGAAUCGCUUUGACACAGCAACCACGACGGAAAACACGCCCCUCCGACCUGAGACACCGAGCGAGGAACAACAGAAGCCUUCUGCCUCUGCUCUCUCGACCAGACUGAUGGAGAUGUUUGAUUUUGACAGACCUGAAAAGGUCUUGGUGGAGUAUGCUUGCAGCUUAGUACAAAGCAUGCUCCUCCAGGGCUACAUGUAUGUCACAGAGAGACACAUCUGCUUUUACGCUUACCUCCCGAAAAGGUCAAGUCUUGCUAUCAAGUCUGGCUACUUGUCAAAACGUGGUCGGAACAACCCAAAGUACCAUCGCUACUGGUUUGUAUUGAAGGGUGAUGUCUUUUCCUAUUAUGCCGAUUCUUCAAACCUCUACUUCCCCAGCGGUCAUGUCGACCUUCGCUAUGGAAUUUCAGCGUCCCUCGCGGAGCCCAAGACCAAGGGCGCUGAGGUGCGAGACUUUCAAGUCACAACCGACCAGCGAACCUACUAUUUCAGAGCCGAUAGCGCCACCAGCGCGAAAGAGUGGGUGAAGGGUCUACAGAAAAUUAUCUUCCGAACACACAAUGAGGGAGACAGCGUCAAGGUGUCUUUUCCUAUUCGGAAUGUGAUCGACUUGGAGGAGAGUCCGAUGACCGAGUUCGCCGAGACGUUUAAGAUCCGGGUCAUCGACAGCAGUGAGACCUAUGCUAUUGAUGAAUACUUCUUUUGUUUCUUCAACUCGGGACAAGAUGCCUUCAAUUACCUCAAAGCCCUGGUCAACUCCUCGCCCACCAAGAAUGUGUCCGAAGGAUCUCCAGCGACAGACAGCCUAAAAUGUCAAAUCGAGGCCCACGGUCCAGAAACGAAGCAAGGUGAUCCCACACAAAGGCGGAGUGCAAGCCCCAGAAAUGAGCAACAAGGAGAGGGUAACUCGUUUGCGCAGUCUAUGGGACUGGAGACCGAGUCUUCUGCUAUUGUGCAAUCAGCAACAGAGACAUCUGAAUCUGCAAGCCAGAUUCUCAACCGGAGCGAUGUCUUCCAGUCACCAUCCUUGGCGAGACGCUCCUCAUAUGUUCAACCAAUGGCCCGCAGAGGAUCUGGUGAAACCACUCAGUCAACGUCUGCGCAAAUGGGCACGACUGCACGACGGGAAGCUGGAGCCGCCGAUUCGAGCCGAAAUGCUGAGAUCAGUCGAUGUGCCCCUACGCCUGCCGGCCAGGGACUUCAUGACCAGCCAGGUGUUCCCUCAAACGAUUUCAUGAAGACUGGAGCAUUCCCCCUUCAGCGUACCACAACUUACCUGAAGAAUAAAUCCCAACAAAUAACUUCUUUGCUGACCACCGAGUCAAUGAGCUAUCUCGAGAAAGUUUCUGGCAUGUGGAUAGGAGGUCAAAAACACUACGGCGAGGCCGAAGGCAUUUUGUCAGAAGAUCAAACUGUUGAUCCUGACGACAAGGAGGGUGGUCUUAACCAUGGUGAUCGUUUCCGAGCACAUUUUGCGCUUCCUUCAACAGAGAGACUCCAGGCGACUUACUAUGCUUACUUGCACCGAGUUCUUCCUCUUUACGGCAAGAUUUACAUCAGUGAGAGGAAAUUUUGCUUCCGCAGUCUCAUACCUGGCACUCGCACUAAGAUGAUUCUCCCCCUCAAGGACAUCGAGAAUGUCGAGAAAGAGAAAGGAUUCCGAUUUGGCUAUCAUGGCUUGGUUGUGAUCAUCCGUGGCCAUGAAGAGCUUUUCUUCGAGUUCAAUGCAUCUGAAUCCCGCGAUGACUGUGCAGUUACAUUGCACCAGAGCCUUGAGUCCGUCAAAUCCUUAGUUGAAUCAGGCAUGCUCGCUGAAGAGGAACGCGAGGAAGUUGAAGCAGCUGAAGCCGAGCAUCGCCUGUUAGAGGAGGCUAGGCUUGACGGCCCAAAGGAUCAUCACACAAAACAUACCCUCAACGAGGAUUCAUCAGAGAUGCAUUCCUUCUUUGACGACCCUCGUGCAUCCAUCAUCAACUUCAAACCUCCGCACCCCUUGCGCAUCACUUGUCUGACGAUAGGAUCUCGUGGUGACGUGCAGCCCUACAUUGCUCUUUGCAAGGGACUUAUUGCCGAGGGUCAUAAGCCAAAGAUCGCCACACAUGCUGAAUUUGAGCCUUGGAUCAGGAAGCAUGGCAUUGAUUUUGCUCCUGUCGAUGGAGACCCAGCCGAGCUCAUGCGAAUAUGCGUGGAAAAUGGAAUGUUUACUUAUUCCUUCCUCCGGGAAGCCUCACUAAAGUUCAGAGGAUGGAUUGACGAUCUUUUGUCGUCUGCUUGGAAAAGUUGCCAAGAUUGUGAUCUUCUCAUUGAAUCUCCCAGUGCAAUGGCUGGAAUUCAUAUCGCCGAGGCUCUUCGAAUUCCUUACUUCCGUGGCUUUACCAUGCCAUGGUCAAGGACUCGUGCCUAUCCACAUGCCUUUGCUGUUCCGGAGAAUCGGAUGGGCGGAAGGUACAACAAGAUCACCUAUGUCAUGUUUGACACCGUCUUCUGGAAGGCUAUUGCUGGUCAGGUGAAUCGCUGGAGGAAUAGCGAACUCGGGCUUAAGGCCACUAACCUGGAAAAGAUGCAGCAAAAUAAGGUUCCAUUCUUGUACAAUUAUUCACCACUGGUUGUCCCUCCACCCAUUGACUAUCCAGAUUGGAUCCGCAUCACGGGCUAUUGGUUCUUGAGUGAAGGUACUGACUGGACACCUCCGCAAGAACUAUUGGACUUCAUCGCUCGUGCGCGUGCCGAUGGCAAGAAGAUUGUCUAUAUUGGCUUUGGGUCGAUUGUCGUAUCGGAUCCAGCAGCUCUCACAAAAACCGUCGUCGAAUCUGUUCAGAAAGCCGAUGUCCGCUGCAUUCUUUCAAAAGGAUGGUCAGACAGGCUGGGCGAUCCCUCUAGUGUGAAGGCAGAAAUCCCAUUGCCUCCGGAAAUCCACCAAAUCCAAUCCGCUCCCCAUGACUGGCUUUUCUCACAGAUUGACGCUGCAGCUCAUCACGGUGGAGCAGGAACUACCGGCGCAAGUCUUCGAGCAGGGGUGCCUACCAUCGUGAAGCCGUUCUUUGGUGACCAAUUCUUCUUUGGCGGUCGAGUUGAAGACUUGGGCGUCGGAAUUUGCAUGAAGAGGUUGAAUGUUAGCGUCUUCUCGCGCGCCCUCUGGGAGGCCACACACAGCGAGCGCAUGAUUGUGAAGGCCCGUAACUUGGGCAUUCAAAUCCGCAAUGAGGACGGUGUGGCUACCGCAAUUCAAUCCUUGUACCGUGACCUUGAAUAUGCCAAGACACUUGUCCGACAACGUUCCAUCGCCUCAUCCACCCCCUUCUCACCAACACCAACCGCUCAAGCAUCUCCAGAUCACGCUGACGAUGAUGUCGACGAUAUUGAAGAAUGGACCUUUGUGGGUGACGAUACUGACAUCGACAUCACAAGACGCAUGCGCGACCGAGUGGCUUCAGGGAGUGGUCCCUUAGCCUAG
This is a messenger RNA of Penicillium maclennaniae, 4029 nucleotides long. RefSeq lists its product as uncharacterized. Lineage: Eukaryota; Fungi; Ascomycota; Eurotiomycetes; Eurotiales; Aspergillaceae. The record is from RefSeq and is a predicted model, not a curated record. Bases 1 to 4029 code for a protein of 1342 amino acids. Gene Ontology annotation, molecular function: UDP-glycosyltransferase activity; hexosyltransferase activity. Gene Ontology annotation, biological process: carbohydrate metabolic process. The transcript is spliced from 3 exons.